Hordeum vulgare subsp. vulgare (domesticated barley) is the source of this 1213-nucleotide messenger RNA. Its product is annotated as peroxisome biogenesis protein 22-like. The record is from RefSeq and is a predicted model, not a curated record. The transcript has 8 exons. Bases 136 to 903 code for a protein of 255 amino acids. Gene Ontology annotation, biological process: peroxisome organization. NCBI's taxonomy places the organism in Eukaryota, Viridiplantae, Streptophyta, Magnoliopsida, Poales, Poaceae.
CCCCGCUCGCCUCACACGACUCCCUCCCUCCCUCCCCGCUCCUUCUCCCCCCGCCAAUCCGGCGAUCCCCCACCCACCUGAUCGCCCCGCGCACCGCGCAGCCCGAGCCCGGCCCCCUCCCCGCGCCGCCUCGCAAUGCCGGGCCUCGCCGCCGCCGAGCAGGACGCCGUCUCGCUGGUGCGCCGCGUCGCCCGGGCCCUCAACCGCCGGAUCUCCGACCUCGUCGCCCUCCUCUUCCGCCACAAGAGCGCGGGGUCCUUGGGCGCCGUCGCGGGCUUCGCCAUCGCCGUCGUCUUCGCGUGGAAGUUCCUGCGCUCCUCCUCGCCCGCGCGGCCCCGCCGCCCCGCCGCCCCCAAGCGGCCCUCGCCCGCCGGCUCCGCGGCGCCUGCACCCGACGACCCGGCUCAGCCCGCCGGCGACUCUGGCACGCUGACGACCCGGCAGAUCGUGGCGAGGCGGCUUGGCGGCUGCAGAAGGGUCACUUGCCAACUAAUUGGUAUUGUAUUUGAGGAGAAAACUCCUGAGGAGCUUCAGAACCAUGCCAUCGUUAAGCCCUCAGUGGUGGAACUACUACUGGAAAUAUCCAAAUACUGUGAUUUUUAUCUGAUGGAAACUGUACUUGAUGAUAAGAGUGAGGAAAAUGCUCUUAUGGCCCUGGAGAGUGCCGGGCUUUUCAAUACUGGUGGCUUGAUGAAAGAAAAGGUACUCUUUUGCAGCAGUGAAGUAGGCCGAACUUCGUUUGUUCGGCAGCUGGAGUCGGAUUUCCACAUCGACACAAGCCUCGAGAUAAUUUCCCAACUAUCUCGGUUCAUUCGGUGCCAACUAUUCGUUUCCUCCAUGGAAGGAGGACAGCUUGCAGCCAAUGUAUUUAACUCUCCGAGCCUGGAGCAGUUCUUCUCUUGAGAACGGUACCAAAACAAAAGGGGUUCACACCCUAUAGCCCAUCGGUUCAAGCUCCGAGGUAUUUCAGGCAAUUCAGUGAUGCCAGCGUCACAGAAGAACCUCAUCAGAAUAUAAAGUGAAGCAGGCAACCGCUGCUGAUCAUGUCACCGCAGCUGUCGCUGGUUCAUUCAGUUGGCCUCCUAGUUGUGCUGUAGUUAAUAACAAUUGUAAGUUAGACUCGUGAGGUUAAUCAUGGCAGUGCGUCCAGGAUGUUGUAAAUCGCAUGGCACAAAGCACUAUCCUCUAUAUAAAGAGAACCUUCUUCAUCGGA